Aspergillus aculeatus ATCC 16872 is the source of this 954-nucleotide messenger RNA. RefSeq lists its product as uncharacterized. The record is from RefSeq and is a predicted model, not a curated record. Gene Ontology annotation, molecular function: protein dimerization activity. Bases 1 to 954 code for a protein of 317 amino acids. The transcript has 2 exons. NCBI's taxonomy places the organism in Eukaryota, Fungi, Ascomycota, Eurotiomycetes, Eurotiales, Aspergillaceae.
AUGGCAUACACCAGACCCGAAACUUUUACAUUACCGGAGGACGAACGGAUGUUCUUGAGUCAACCAAGUCCACUUUCUCGUCCCCACGACUCGUUCUCCAAGGGCCCGGACCCAUUGACGGCCAACUGGAACUACGAUAGCGCUAUUGAUCUGUUCUCCUUAAACACCAUGAUUCCCGAGACUUUCCCUCUGGAGAUGUCCAAUGACAUGAUGACUCUGGAUCCCAAGGACUUUCCCACCGACUUCUUCGCUCCGCCUCCCGACAUCAGUGGCUUCACUAUCUCCAACCACUCUGGCGAAGAUGCUGCCUCCUGCGGCUCUCUUUCUUCGGACCUCGAAAGUGAUGAUCAGUCGUGGUCUCCCACCUGCCGUGUCUCUCCUUUGGACUCAAUGACCAUGGAGUUGCCCAAGCCUGCAUCGAGAUCUGUGAAGAGUGCCAGUCGCCGCAAGACUGCAACUGCAACCCAGCAACAGAAGGCCCGUGACGAAUUGGUGACGAGAUGGUCGUCUAGUCCAGAAAUUACACCGCAGGACUACCCCGCUGCCAGCGUAUCUCCUCUCCCCGCCCCCUCAUCCCCGAUCACCACCACCCGCAAAACGACACGCAGCAUGUCUGGGGACUCCAAUGCCAGCACAGGCCAGGCCAACACGGCCACGGGCCGCAACGCCGCCAAGCGGGCCGCACACAACAUCAUUGAGAAGCGGUACCGCACCAACAUGAACGCCAAGUUCGUUGCCCUGGAGAAGGCCAUGAGCGGGGGCAUCCAGAAGCCGACCAAGGGUGGAUCAGCGUCGCUGAAGAAGUCCGAGAUUCUCACCAAUGCGAUUGCCUUCAUGCAAGAACUGCAGGAGGAGAACAAGGCCCUCCAGAAGGAGUUGGCCAUGAUGAAACAGAACGUGGUCCCUAAUGGGAUGUGGCGACACAACAAGGGGGCCGAAGCCUUUCACGCUUAA